CCGCCCGUACCUCAUCGCAUCACCUUGCUCUCUCUUGUGAGCAACUAUGGAAGGCAUAGUGAUGAACGGCUCAGCCGAUGGCCCACCUGGACCUCCCCCAGACCCUGUCGAGCGACCACCAACUCCGCCUCCACCUCCUCCUGAGCACUUGGGUGCUCCACCACCUCCCCCAGAUGCUGGAGUUCCUCCCCCUCCACCAGAAGAUGCGCCGCCCGCGCCCCCGAUCGAAGUCAAGAAGAAGAAGCUGGGAUGGGGAGCGAAGAAGCCAGCUGCAGCUCCCCUGAGUGUGGAGGAACUCAUCCAGAAGAAGAAGGAUGCGGACGCCGCAGCUGCAAAGCCAAAAUUCUUGUCUAAAGCACAACGCGUCUUCCAACGGUGCCAAUCGCAAUGGUGUUCCAUCCGAGUCUCGGCCAGUGAAACCAGUCGAACCGGAACAUGAUCACCGAAAUUCAACUGGACGGGUCCCUGCCGGACCACGCGCCAUGCGUGGCGAUAUCCCUACAGGACCCGCUGCCUCGCGAAAUGGACAGCCACCACGGAACCGCGACAUGGAACCACCGCCUCACCCAAAGUCGAAGAACCCAAAGGGAGAGAAGCGACCAACGGAGGAAGACGAGGCUACGGCACAAGCAGCACUAUUGAAGCAACGGUACAUGGGCACGGAGCAGACCUCGAAUUUCUCGGCAAAAAAGAAGCGGAAGCGCACCACAGACCGAAAGUUUAAUUUCGAAUGGAACACUGAGGAAGACACUAGCGGUGACUACAACCCGCUAUACCAGAGCCGACACGAGGCAAACUUCUUUGGUCGUGGUCGACUCGCAGGAUUCGGAGAUGAGGUUGCGGACAACAUGGUGCGCAAGUAUGCGCAAGCACUGGAGACCCGGGAUCACGAAUCCGGUAGUAUGCGCGCCAAGGAGAUCUUGGAGAUGGAGCGUCGACGUCGUGAGGAGAGCACACGGAAUCAGCUUGAUAAGCACUGGAGCGAGAAGCGACUGGAACACAUGCGGGAGCGAGAUUGGCGUAUCUUCAAGGAAGAUUUCAACAUUGCCACCAAGGGUGGCAGUGUGCCUAAUCCCAUGCGCUCAUGGAAAGAAAGCCAGCUGCCGAAGCGUUUGCUUGAGCUUAUCGAUCGUGUUGGUUACAAAGAGCCCACCCCGAUUCAGCGUGCGGCUAUUCCCAUUGCUCUUCAAUCGCGCGAUCUCAUUGGUGUCGCUGUGACUGGUUCCGGUAAAACAGCUUCAUUCCUGCUCCCACUACUGGUAUACAUCUCUGAGCUUCCACGACUGGACGAGUUCGAAUGGCGCAAGAACGACGGACCAUAUGCUAUUGUCCUAGCGCCCACUCGUGAAUUGGCCCAGCAGAUUGAGAUUGAGGCUAAGAAGUUUACACAGCCACUUGGCUUCAACGUCGUCAGUAUUGUCGGUGGUCACUCGCUUGAGGAACAAGCGUUCAGUCUUCGCGACGGCGCCGAAAUCAUUAUCGCCACUCCCGGUCGUCUUGUCGACUGUAUUGAGCGCCGAAUGCUCGUCCUCAGCCAAUGUUGCUACGUGAUUAUGGAUGAAGCCGAUCGUAUGAUCGAUCUCGGUUUCGAAGAACCCGUCAACAAGAUCCUUGACGCACUUCCUGUCACAAACGAAAAGCCAGACACGGAAGAGGCCGAGAAUCCACGCGCCAUGACCCAGCACCUAGGCGGACAGAACCGGUACCGCCAAACAAUGAUGUACACAGCCACGAUGCCCGUGGCUGUCGAGCGCAUCGCGCGAAAAUACCUACGUCGCCCGGCGAUCAUCACAAUCGGUGGCGUCGGCGAAGCAGUAGACACAGUCGAGCAGCGCGUCGAGUUGAUUCCCGGCGAAGACAAGCGGAAGAAGCGACUCGCGGAGAUUCUCUCAUCCGGCGACUUCCGUCCUCCGAUCAUCGUCUUCGUCAACAUCAAGCGUAACUGUGAUGCCAUCGCUCGGGAAAUCAAACAAAUGGGCUUUUCGUCUGUGACUCUGCAUGGUUCCAAGACCCAAGAGCAGCGUGAAGCCGCCCUGGCGUCCGUUCGGAGCGGUGCUACCGAUGUUCUGGUCGCCACUGACCUCGCUGGUAGAGGUAUUGAUGUGCCGGACGUCUCACUUGUCGUCAACUUCAACAUGGCUACUUCUAUCGAGAGCUACACCCACCGUAUCGGUCGUACCGGUCGUGCUGGAAAGAGUGGUGUUGCCAUUACCUUCUUGGGUAAUGAGGAUUCCGAUGUCAUGUACGAUCUCAAGCAAAUGCUUAUUAAAUCCCCGAUCUCUCGUGUACCCGAGGAAUUGCGGAAGCACGAAGCAGCACAGUCGAAACCAACGCGUGGUCAGGGCAAGAAGAUUGAGGAUAGUUCUGGGUUUGGUGGAAAGGGUGGAUGGGCGUAAACGCCCCCUUGAAACAGUUGUAUUAUUUGAAUCUAUACCACCAUUCCCUGGCUCCUUUGAUGGGGUUCAAGUCGAGCAGUCCGGGGAAUAACGAUGUUCUGAUGAAAAUUUUCUACUCCGUUUGUUCCACUUUCUCUAAGACUAGAGAAAUCGUGGUAGGAAUCUGCUCCAAAAUAGAAACCCUUCAUAAAGUACGAGGAUUUCAGAAGGCUCUCUACGAAGUGCG
Molecule: messenger RNA, 2622 nt
Organism: Penicillium brasilianum
Lineage: Eukaryota; Fungi; Ascomycota; Eurotiomycetes; Eurotiales; Aspergillaceae
Source: the annotation of a GenBank genome assembly